AUGAGGUUGGACAGCAUACGGCUCUUGUGCCUCUGUGCACUCUCUGCUCUUCUCGCUGUGGCUGCUUUGGCUGUCGUCGUCCUCGCCGGUGGUGACGAGUGGCGGGCGAGCGCGGCUGCGCUCACUCUCUCGCCCUCUCCUGCUGUACUUCGUGCUCUAUGGCUAGCUGCUGGCCUCACAACGCUCAUCGUUGUUGGUUGUGGUCUUGCUGCUGUACUUCUCCCGGCGGCGGCUCCUGUCUCGCCCGCUAUCGCCCUUCUCCCGCUCCUCCUUGCCCUCCUGCAUCCGCUCUGGCCUCGCCCUAACCUCUCCCCCGUCGCUGCGGCUCUCGUUGCCGUGGCUGUUCCCGCAGUUGCCACCCUCUUUGCCGGCCAUCUCUCGGCCGCGCCGUUUGCUGCUCGGGACGAUCCGCUGGCUCUGGCACGCAUCCUCCUCGCCUGUCUUGCCAUCGCCUCGGCUGUCGCUCUGGCUGUCCUGGGCGGCCGUGUCGCCCCUGGCACCGGCUCGCCGUCCAAGGCCGCUCUGGCUCUACCACAGGCUCUGGCGUGGACGGCGGCUGCUGCAGGGCUUGCUGCGGGUGUUUCGGGCGCACUGGUGCGCCUCCGCGCUCGCAUGGCGUGGCCGCUGGCUCUGGUGUCAACCGGAGUAGCAGCAUCUGCCGCCGUCCGCCUUGCCCCGCUUGCCUCGGCGCUCUUUGCCGCUAGCCCGGGCCGCUCUGCCUCGAUCUGUUCGCCAGGCGUUGCACCGGCAAGCUUGCAUCUGGGCGACGGCUGUAAUGCCGAGCGCCGGCUGGUGGUGGGCAUUGCCGCUGUCGCUGCCCUGCAGACGCUUGUCUCGGCCGUCCUGGCCUGGAUCUCUGUGCCGCUGCGGCCGGCGGGGCUCGUCGUGACCGCCGCUGGCGAGCAGCCUGAGCACGCGAGCUACUCGAGCUACUCGUCGUCGAGCUACUCGAGCUCAUCCGAGACCUCAUCGCACAUGGCGCUCGACUCAAACUCGAACUCGCUUUCGAUCUCGAUCUCGUCCGAGGAUGAGGCAUCGGUGCGAAGCAUGUCAUUGUCGUCUACCUCGGGCGCGCUGGCGCCGAUGAGCGGGCCGCUGCUGAGCUCGUCAUCAUCGUCGCGCAUGCCGCUCAUCGCCACCCAGUCGCUCUUGCUAUCACCGGCUGCCGAGCGCCCGCCCUCGCGCGCUGUGCGCGGAGGCAUGGCGCUUGCAGCUCUUCUCCAGCUUGUUGUUGCCGCCGCCGCCAUCGUCCACGCCCUCGACGUGGCUGACAGCACUCCGACCUCGGCGGCCCGCCACCGCAGUGUGGCCAUUGGCGUCGCCGUCGCAGCCGCUCUGGCCUCCGCAUCCGCCGCCCACGGCCUGUUCGCCACCUCGUGGCUUUCCUUUGCCCUCCACGGUGCACUCUCGUUGCUCGCCCUCCCCACCCUUGUCGUUCAUGGCUCUGAGUUGUACGCGCUGGCGAGCUACCCCUCCGCUCUCGGCCUUGGCGCUGGCGACGACGCCGCCCUUGCCCAGGGCGCGGUGGUCAUGGCUGCCGCCGCCGUUAUCUUCACCGCCGCCACCACCGUCUCGCUCACCCUUGCUGCCCACUACUUCUUCCACCUCUAUCCUCUCCUCCCGAGCGAGCCUGUUCCCGCACCGUGGGGUGUUGCCGCUCCGCCGAACCCGUCCGAGCUCCGCCCGCCGAGCUCAAUGUCGAUCCACUCGUCGACCUCGACCGAAUACUCGUACCUCCCCGCCUGCGACAUCGAGGAUCUCGCCAAGAACCCACUCGAUUCUGCAGGCGCCGCCCAGCCGUCGUUCCCAUCGGCCUCUGUCUCACGUUGGUAG
Molecule: messenger RNA, 1833 nt
Organism: Thecamonas trahens ATCC 50062
Lineage: Eukaryota; Apusomonadida; Apusomonadidae
Exons: 1
Coding region: 1-1833 (610 amino acids)
Source: RefSeq, a predicted model, not a curated record